Molecule: messenger RNA, 1338 nt
Organism: Salmo salar (Atlantic salmon)
Lineage: Eukaryota; Metazoa; Chordata; Actinopteri; Salmoniformes; Salmonidae
Source: RefSeq, a predicted model, not a curated record
UUGGGUAGAGGUGUGUGGGGGGGAGAGGUUUGAGUAAGGGGGAUGCAGGCGAGGUGAGGGUGAGUAAGAGAUGAGUCAACUGCCCUCAGCUAUAAGAGAAGCCCUGAUGGAGCCUGGGAGUGACACAUACACAAACCCUAAGAGGAGUACCCGUGCUGUUCUUUAUAUAAACACAAAGAAACCACCAGGUUCUAGACAAAAACCUGCACACAUAUUGACACAGGUACACACGUUCAGGCACAUACGCCCAUUCAACCAAACUACAGAUAUGGACUGCUCCAUGGCCCUCCUGUUGUCCUCUCUGUUGGCUCUGUUCAGCGUGGGGGCAGGAGCUUCACUCUCAUUGCAUGUAGUGAGGACCAAGGUGAAAGACCUUGCUCAAACCAUGGUGAUUAGGAUCAAUAAGCUGGAUAUAUCUCCUAACCUAAUCGAGGGCAUGGACCCAUUUCUCCCUGCGGCUGCAGUAGAUCAGCAUAUAGAAAGUCUGCCUUCCAUAAUGGAGACCAUGGGGUUCUACCAGGACCUAAUGCUCUUCCUAGACUGGGCAGACCUCAAACAGCUGGUGGAAGACACCUCCACUAUGAGGGGUCUGCUGGAGAACUGGAUGAUAUCACGCUGCCCAGGCCGCCAGCAGAAACAGACAGGAGAGGGACGGCUGUCAGAGGCGCUGAAAGACACUACCAGGAAGUAUGGUCUGAGUGUGGGUCCAGUGGCGCUAAACAGACUCAAGGGCUACCUCGGUCGGUUACUACUGAACCUGGAUCAGCUGAAUUACUGUUACUAAUGUUGAUAAUCACUGAGCAACUGAACUCAGAUCAGUUUGUGCCAUGCUGAACAACUGUUACUGACAGUGACUGUCACUGAGUAACUGAACUAUGAUUAACUCGUGACCUGCUGAAAACCUAGAAUGAGUUGAAGCAAGACUGGACAGUGGGGUCAUGGUGUCUGAAGAUUCUCCAAAAUGUAGAUCAUCCCACUGUCACCAUCUCCCGCUAAGUUAUUAAGACAUUUUAUAUUAUAUUAUUUAGACAAGGACUGUAGAUUUAUUUAUAUUUAUUUCUAUGAAGAAGAGAAAAAUAAGCAGCUUUGUUUUGUAGCAUUAUACACCCGUCAGUCAGUGGCACAGGGGAAGUGUUUACUAAGCAUUGAAUCAGCUGUAUUGCAGAAUGUACACACACACACGUUGAGCACUGCUGCCUGCUCCAUGGAGGACUAGACUGCAUGUGUGUAGUGAUGUCAUCAUACUCACUGAGAGGUUUUCCUGAAAGCUAAGACAGCCUCUGCCAGGAAACCACAUGUUUUGAUGUUAGAGCAGUGACAGAGAGGGAAGGUGGGGGG